This is a messenger RNA of Ceratotherium simum simum (southern white rhinoceros), 2562 nucleotides long. The record is from RefSeq and is a predicted model, not a curated record. NCBI's taxonomy places the organism in Eukaryota, Metazoa, Chordata, Mammalia, Perissodactyla, Rhinocerotidae.
GCAACUUUGCAGAACCUGGCCCUCCUUUGUUGACCAAAGAAAGCUCCCCUCCCCUGCCCAGGUUGGUCCUUGUUUGACCAAAGUUAACAGCAGGUGGUGAACAGGGCCCUUCCUAAGUUGCUCGGGAUAAGUCAUUGAUUAAACAGGCCUGCUGGUCGGAGGAUGUGAAGGCUCCAGAAGGAAAUGCUGCACCUGGGCCAGGAAGCCAGGCUCUCUGAACCCUGGGCUUGAUUUCUUCAGCGAGGUUUCGCGGGAUAUGCUCAGAGCGGCUGCGCUCAACUGAAGGCUAUCAGGCGGUUAUAAAGCCAUGUGUUCUGUGUUUGCCUUGAAUGGACUGUAGAGACAUGGAUUUCUAUGAGGACUACGAGUCCCCGUUUGAUUUUAAUACAGGAGUGAACAAAAACUAUCUUUACUUGUCUCCUAGUGGAAAUUCGUCUCCACCCGGAUCACCCACUCUUCAGAAAUUUGAUCUGCUGAGAACAGACCCAGUUCCCGAGGAAGGAGAAGAUGUUGCUGCCGCCAUUGGUGCCCCAGAGACCCUCUCAGAGGAGGAGCAGGAAGAGCUAAGAAGAGAACUGGCAAAGGUAGAAGAAGAGAUCCAGACCCUGUCUCAAGUGUUAGCAGCAAAGGAGAAGCAUCUAGCAGAGAUCAAGCGGAAACUUGGGAUCAAUUCCCUACAGGAACUAAAACAGAACCUGGCCAAAGGGUGGCAAGAUGUGACGGCGACGUCGGCAUACAAAAAGACAUCAGAAACCUUAUCUCAAGCCGGACAGAAGGCUUCGGCUGCUUUCUCAUCUGUUGGAUCCGUCAUCACCAAAAAGCUGGAAGAUGUCAAAAACUCCCCAACUUUCAAAUCAUUUGAAGAAAAGGUCGAAAACUUAAAGUCUAAAGUAGGGGGAACCAAGCCUGCUGGCGGUGAUUUUGGAGAAGUCUUGAAUUCGACUGCAAAUGCUAGCGCCACUGCCACGGAGCCUCUUCCAGAACAGACACAGGAGAGCCUGUGAGAGUCCCACCUGUGUUCGGCUACCCACUGCCAGAUGCUGCAAGCGAGACCCAGGCACAUCUUGUCAACAUUCAUCGCCAUGAAUUUCCACCAGAUGUGCUUUUGUUUAGCUUUACAUAUUCCUUUGACCAAAUAGUUUGUGGGUUGAACAAAACAAUGUCUUCAGCUCUACUCCUGGGGAACACCCUCUAAUGUGCAUUUAAGAGCCUUUUCUUUGGGAAACACCAUUAUAAAAACACAUGUAGUACCUGGAGACCCUCACUAGAAUGAUCUGAGAAGCUGCAGGUUAUCAUAACUACUUUACAAAAUUGUUCUGGAUCUGGGAUACCGGUUUGAUCUUUGUCUUCUAUAUGAUUUUCUUUUUUUUUCCUUCUUUGAACCUCUGCAUAUUUGAUUCCUAACUAAAAUUGUUCUUUUAAAAUUUAUGAAUCCUGGUUAUUAAAAGUUUUGGCAUAAUUUUCUUUACCUCCAUGGGAAGAACUGCCAGCUACAAAUUUUACAAAAAAUAUUUUUGAAUAAACGUUGUUUUGGUACAAGGUAGCUUAUGUCUUGGGUGUCUGCAGACACGAGACUAAAUAAAUCAGCUCUACAUCCAAUGUGUUAGAGUUUUUAAGUGACAAUAUGUAUGGUAAUUCAACUCCUAGGUGAUUUAAAUUGUGGAAUUGUCACAUCCUUGUUUAUCACCAUUUGUGACAGUAACUAUUUCAAUGUAUUCGUUAUUAUGCUACUUAUAUCAAAUUAUUUUUCACCAGAUUAAAAUUUUAGUUUCAGAGUAAAUUGACAAAAAAACCAUUCUGAAUUAAGCAUAUUGUAUUGUCAGUAGGUUGAAACAGGAACACACUCUCAUCAAUGUUCAAUUCAAAAGCCUGAAAGUUUUUUAGAUCUCAGUAGUUGUAAAAUUGCAAAAAUCAAUCACUUUCGGGGAAACAUUGUGUCUUCAUUUAAUUCAUUUAGUACCAUUUAAAAUAAGCACACAAAGUUAUAUGACUAAUAUAACUUGAAAAUUUUUUAUACUAAGGGGUUGGUGAUAACUCCUGAGGGUUUAAUGCAUUAAUAAAAAUCAACUUAUGUUCUACUUAUCUGUUUUCAGUGUGUUAGAAAUUACAAAAUGAUACUGUAGACAUUUUCUCCUACUUUGAAAACUGAGUGUCAGGGCUGACUGAACCAAAGCCUCUGGAAGUUUCUGCCUGGAGGCCAAGGUACUCUCUUAAUUCUAAUAGCUACUUACUCGUCACCACUACCUUUUCCUUAUGCUGUAUAUGGUUAUGGCCUACAAUGUUGUAUUUGUUAUUUAUCAAGUUGUGAUUGUUUUAUUAUUGUUUAUGCCAAAUGUUAAUUGCCAAGCUUGGAGUGACCUAAAGCAUUUUUUAAAAGCAUGACUAGAUUUACUUCAGGAUAAGUUAUCUUAUGAAAACCAAAUUUGAAAAGCCCCAAGUGUUGAUUGUUAUAAAAUAACAUGCUGCCGUUCUUAAUUGCUAGAGCUUCUGUUAGCACGUUAGAUACAAUUGAAACUAUGCUCCAUUACAUGUGAAAAGCUUAAUAAAUUCUGUAUAUCAGUA